Messenger RNA from Papaver somniferum (opium poppy), 3909 nucleotides. RefSeq names its product F-box/kelch-repeat protein At3g23880-like. NCBI's taxonomy places the organism in Eukaryota, Viridiplantae, Streptophyta, Magnoliopsida, Ranunculales, Papaveraceae. The transcript has 2 exons. The coding region runs from base 256 to 1569 and encodes 437 amino acids. The record is from RefSeq and is a predicted model, not a curated record. Gene Ontology annotation, molecular function: protein binding.
CCCUAACAAAUGUAUAAACUUUUACGAAAUCAAAUGUGGGAUUUUUGUUGUAAUAAAAGCUGUAGUGUGUAUCUCUUUUAUUACGAAAUCAAAUCAGAGAUAAAAACCCUAAGUUUAGAAACAUUACAAUCAAAGAAAGGGUUUAGGGAUUUUUUUUUCAAUGAAUUGAAAAUCGGAUGCUGAUAAUCAAAUUUCCAAACUCCAUUCAAUUUCAUCAUCUGUUUCAAUUUUGGGACUUCUUUUAUCAAUCAAUCAAUGGAUGGAACUUGUGAGGGGAAUCCUAAUCCUAACUCUCUAACUGAAGAUUUGUUGAUCGAAAUUCUGUUAUGGCUACCUGUAGUAUCCCUUUUACGGUUCAAGGUCGUCUGCAAGUACUGGCGAUCGAUUAUUGAAAGCUCAGAUUUCAUCCAUCGACACGCAACUUUCCGAAGCUCCACAAGUAAGUUGGGUAAUUUCAUCUUUCAAUAUCGUCCUAAACAUAUUGAUUAUAAACCACAUUUUUUCGUGCUAUCGUCAUCGACUAGUGGCGGAGGAGAAGAAGAUUAUGGGCAAUGGAGUUACAAAAACUUGGGAAUGUCACCACAUUUAAGUGAAGAGAAUGAACACGAUAUGUAUGUUACUCAUCCUCCUCAAGCAAAUAUGGUUGGUUCUUGCCAUGGCAUCAUUUGUAUUCAUGAUCCUCAUCCUAGAGACAUAAUCCUUUGGAACCCUGCAACAAAGAAAUUUAGAUGUCUACCUAAAUCAUUACCUCUUCUAGAAGAAUUUGGUGUAUUGAAAUCAGAGUUUGUUUUGUUUGGUUUCGAUUGCGAAACGCAUGAUUAUAAGGUGUUACAAAUCAGUUUUUUCAAAAUCGACAACCAAGUGGACAUCACUCCCCGAAACAAGAUUCAGAUAUAUAGCUUGAACUCGGAUUCUUGGAGGUGGUGUAUGGAUGCCAAUUUAUAUGGCCACUCUUACAAAACCAAAUGUGAAAAUCAGGGUCGAUAUCUUAAUGGUAGUUAUUAUUUUUUGGGAAGUAAUUUUAUUAGAAAACAAAGGAUUAGGAUGACGGAUUCUGUACCAUAUUGGUAUGGUGAUCCAGAGGCAGUGGUUCUCUCCUUCAAUUUCAGCAGAGAAAGUUUCAGGAUGAUACCUGGUCCAUGGGAAAACCUUGUUUUAGAUGUCAUAGGAGGUGACCAGGGAAAGAUUGUGUGCAUUAAAGUUGAACAUACCGUUACUAGUGAUGUAUGUGAAAUGUGUGCUUUGAAUGAUUAUGAUUACAAUAAUGGUGCUACAAAUGCGGAUAAUAACGAGUACUCAUGGAGCAAACUACAUACGUUCACCAUAAAUUAUUCUCACAGCGGCUAUGGUACUAAGGCCAUUACGAAAAACGGAGCGUUUGGUUUUCUAUGUGAUAUUGGAGGUGGUCUGGUGUUUAUCAACUUUCUUACAGAGGAAAUAAAGGAUAUUGAAAUUAUUGAUGCCCCUUUGGAAGGUCUAGGCGAUGUGUUUAGAGGCGAUGUUUACAAGGAGAGCUUAGUCUCAAUCGAUUGUGCAGUGCCCAGCAGCAGCAGCAGUUACCUGAAAUGAAAUCGGUUUCCACACCGUUGACAACUUUGGCAUGCAUAUAUGGCGGGGUUUGUCAUCCUGCUGUAGGGUAGCUGCUUAAUAUUAUUUUCUUUAUAUUUGUCCAAGUGAAUGAUUUCCAUUUAGUGUCCAACAACAUAUAUUUUCAAGUAUUAUUUAUGGGAUUCUUGGGGCUCUUAUCAUACUUGGUACCUCUAAACAACAGUUUGUUGAUUUGUCUUAUUUGAUUGCAGUCAUUCAUUUGUACAGUGUUUUCUUGUUGUUGGUGUUAUUCUUUUUUAACCUGAGUAUUGCCAAAUUAGUUAUGAUUUUCAAUGCAAUUGCAAAUCUUUGAUGUUUCCAGCUUCCAUUGGAACCUGAUUGCAGGGAUGGUUGGAAAGUUUCAGAGGCGAAGAUAGAAAGCUAGCUUCAGGACUUCCUGUUGGGAAAGAUUUCCCUGGGAUCUUUUUCUUCUUCUUUGACAUCAAAAAGGUUCCACAAGGUAAAGAGUCCCUAAUUUUAGACGGAGUGGAACUUGUCUCUUUUUUUACAGGAAGGGUUGGUCCUGUUCCUCCACCUUGUUGUCUCAUGAAAUCUGGGGUCUUGUGGAUGUCAACUAUGGGGAAGGAAAGUCUCUUAUACGAAGAAUGUGUCUGCAACAAGCUGAAGGUGGAGAUAUACAAACUUCUGAGAAGCCAACUUAUUUGUUCAAGGAUACCUCUUACAGCAGGUUGUGUCGGUACUUCCAUUUACGAGCCAUGAGGGAAAGUAUGAGAUAUAGACAGGAAGCCUUUUAAGGUGAAAAUGUGAUGGAAGCAUUAUGAAUGGUGCAUCAAAUCAAGAUUUAUAAUGUGGAUAUGAAGAGAGAAGAAGAAAUCUUGGAAAUAUAAGAUUUGUUUUGUGAGCUUCCGGAGCAGAAAAGAGUAUUUCUGAGAAUUGUAAGUUUCAUGCUUAAGCAUUUGGUGGAACAGGAUGAGUCUCAUGUUGUGGAUGAUGCUGACUUCUGUCGUCUGGAAGAGCUGCCUAAUACAAACACCCCACAGGAAACACGGCUAAAGUACAUGCUCCCUGGUGUUCUGGAUCUCCUGACAAACAAUUGGGUCCAUCCAAGACAUAAGGUGAAUAUAAGACCACUACUUUUUUGGGGGAGGUUCUUUCACGCCUCCGUCUAGGUGCAAGUACUACCACAAAUACGAGAAUCCUGGUGCAGAACUAUUCGGCUCCAUGAGUUGACAAAGUCUCCCCCAUUUCUGAUAUGAUGUUUAUUCGGAAAAUAGAUGUUGCUGGAUAUAAUAAUGGGGCUUGGAGUUCCUUUUGUCAUCAGCGGCAACAGUGAUUUGUUCUAAAGAUACCUAUCUACAUGUAAGUUUUCUGUUUAACAUUCGUCUUUUUCAUUAUGGUGAACAGAUUUUAUUCUCUGAUGAUUUUGUAGAAUGUCUACUACCAUGUCUAAGUGCUGAUGGUAUGGUGUACACUUAUGACUUUUGACAUUCUGCUAGACAUUGUUGUAAUUCUGCUAUACGAAUACAAUAUGCAUUAUGUGGUCUGAUGCCAUUGAGAUUAUUGAUAUCCUUGUCUUUCCCCGUCCUACAUUUAAUCCUCGCAGUGAUAUCUGUUUUAAAUUUAGAACCCAGUACUUCUAUAUCUGUGUUUUAGAGCUCAGUAAUUAUCGACCCUCGGCUGAAUAAAAGUUCUACGUACUUUUAGUGAUUAUCAUUAGUCUGCACGCCAGGGGUUUUGUAUUUUGGUUCCAUUGCAGGUUGCUGCUUGGCCUAUAGGUCACCACCUCGAAUACAUUAAGCCCCUGGGGGUUCUUAUGCGGCUGUGCCGCUGCAUAAAACAAGUAAAUCAGUAAGGUUUACUCUGAAAACCCCUGUUGUCCGAAAAGGUACAUCUCUGGUCUGUUACUCCUCCUCCUGGUCUCGCGAAGGUCGAUAUUCCGUGGAUGUCCACUGUGAGGAAGGGAAAUCUGCCGUACAAAGAAGUUAGAAGCAUAUUGAACAAGCUGACAGUGGAGCAAUACUGUAUUGUAAGAACCCAGCUUAUUGAUUCAGUGAUCACAACCCCGUCCAGGCAUUACGUCUGUGAUACUCAGCAAACCUGUGACGGUGCCAGCUGUUUGUCCUUUGUGUGCUUUUCUAUAUUGUGAAGUUUCUGUAUAUCCCCAUUAUUUGCGUGAAAGACUAGGCAGAAGAUUAUGACUGGUGCCUCUAACCAAGAUUUGGACCACGGAUAAUCUGAUACGAGGAGAAAAGGAAGAUUCUUGGAAAUAUACCAUUCAUUUGUGAGCUUUCAAACCAGAGAGCGUUUCUGACGAUUGUUCGUUUCAAUGAUAUUGUGGCGAAUGUUGAUGCAGUGUGUUUA